Oppiella nova is the source of this 2370-nucleotide messenger RNA. Lineage: Eukaryota; Metazoa; Arthropoda; Arachnida; Sarcoptiformes; Oppiidae. The record is from the annotation of a GenBank genome assembly.
GAUUUGUAUCAAUUGUUGUGAUAAUCAUGUCUUCGGCGACACUCAACGAGUAUAUCAAUAACACACAGUCAGUGGUGACCGCCGACGGCCGACAGAUUGUGAUCGACGAUUUGGUGAACUUAUAUCGAGAGUUCGCCAAAACUCCGGUUCCCAUCGCCGGACAUCUCUACCGAUGCGGUGAUAAUAAGAGACAAAUGUCUUUACGAACGGAUUGGAGGGUUCGGGAUAUGGAUCGCCCGGAAGCGACCAAACAUGCCGUCCAUCACACCAUCAAACUGUCCAAAGACUUCACUCGAGUUAAACACAUCCAACCCGUCGGACAACCCGUGGAUGUGACCAAUGAAUUGGCGACCACUGCCAGAGCACCGGUAUCUCAAUACAUGGCUGUCGUGCGCAAGGGUUCCAAAGACCCGGAGUCUGGAAAAUCGAAACAAUGGCUCGAAGUAUGGGAUCAGACGUCGAAAGUGCGGUCAAUAGACACGGAUUCAGUGGACGAACACUCGGCUCUUGUAUUGGACGACACGUUCGGACGACUCUUGUGGUCAUCGAAUGGCAAACAACUCCUAUAUGUCUCUGAAUAUAAGGCACCGAAAGCUCAGUCCUAUUACAAGAGAGUCAACAAAAAGGCCGAUAAACCCGACAAAGAGCCGGACACUAGGGGUCAGGAGUUUGUGCACAGAGAGGAUUGGGGCCAUGGGUUGGAUGGUAUCAGUCAUACAGUGAUCUGUAUUCUCGAUGUCAGCAAAGACUUCAAGAUCCGCACCAUUGAGAAGACGGGCUAUUCAUUGGGUCAGCCCUUCUGGACGGACAGUACGGGUGAUAGCAUUGGAUUCAUUGGAUGGCCUGAAGAACCCCGACGUUUGGGACUUGCAAUCUGUCCGAUACGCGAGAACUCUGUGUUUACAAUGGAUUUGCGAUCUGAAGACUCUGUGCCACAACUGGUCUGUGGGUCUGAGAGGACAGCCAUUCGUAGUCCCCGUCCACUGCCUGACGGAACGGGUUUUGUGUAUUUGGAGUGCGAAGUGGGCGGACCUCACGAUAAGGCCAGUCGUCUAAUGCGAUACACCUUUGAGUCGAAGUCAUGUGAAACUCUUGUGGACACCGAUGGGCGCCGAGAGAUAAUAAACACCGAAAGCGGUCCUAAAUAUGGGAAAGUCUGCGCUCUGUUUGCCGACGACUUACCCGAUAAUUGUUUCACUUCUUCGGGAAACCAUUUACUGAUCAACUGUUUCACUGAACUUCAGUUACGGCUCUAUUUGAUUGAUCUCAAGACUCGACACUUGAUUCCCAUUGACUUCCCCUUACCUUCCGUCCAACUCCUGGACUUCAGAGACAAUCUCGUGAUAGCCAUCGGCUCCGCCAUCAAUGUUAAGCCCAAUGUGUUUGUCGGUCGACUCAACGAUAAACCGGAGCCGUCGAUAGAGUGGUCACAAAUUGGGACCAAUUCUAGUGAUUCACUGAAAGACAUAAGUGUUGAGAACUAUUGGAUUCCCAUUACUGAAGACCCCAACAAACUAUUGACAGCCAUUCUGGUCAGCCCUCAAACAGUCAAAUCAGAGGCGGCGCCCACUGUAGUCCUACCCCACGGCGGACCCCAUUGCGUCUAUUACAAUACUUAUUUGACAACUCCUGUAAUGUUAGCUAGACUUGGAUUUAAGACAUUAUUAGUCAACUACAGGGGAUCGUUAGGUGUGGACGAGGAGUACGUGUCGUCUCUCAUCGGACACGUCGGCGAUCUGGACGUCAAAGAUGUCAUUCAAUGCGUGCAAUACCUGUGCGAUAAGAAUCUGGUGGACCGACAGAGACUCGUUCUGUUAGGCGGUUCUCACGGCGGGUUUCUCGUGACACACCUGUCCGGUCAGUACCCGCACUGGGAUUUUAAGGCUUGUGUUGCGUUAAACCCGGUCAUAGACUUGUCAACCAAUCCCGACGGCACAGACAUCCCUGACUGGUGUUAUGUGGAGGCGUUCGGCACAUCCCUAUCCUAUAAAAGCGAUGCAGUCUUAGAGCCGAUGAGCGCCAAAGUCAUGUCCGAGCGCUCGCCCAUCCAUUGGGCGCCUAACGUAAAGGUGCCGACGCUUAUGAUGUUAGGCAAACGGGACCGUCGGGUGCCCUCCACUCAGGGACUUAAAUACUACCGCUUAUUGAAGGCCAGGGGUGUGAAAACCCGGUGCUAUGUCUACGACGACGGCCACAGUCUGGCGGAUGUCUCUGUCAGCGGAGACUACUUCAUAAACCUUUGUCUUUGGAUUUUACAGCAUUUGAAUGAAUGAGUAAAAUGUGUUUUCAAACUAAUUGCCCGCAAAUACACUUUUUAUGGAUUUCUUUGAAUUUACUUUUAAAAUAAUUAAUAAAUAAUCAAUAGUUAUA